This is a messenger RNA of Exophiala oligosperma, 2819 nucleotides long. RefSeq lists its product as uncharacterized. NCBI's taxonomy places the organism in Eukaryota, Fungi, Ascomycota, Eurotiomycetes, Chaetothyriales, Herpotrichiellaceae. The transcript has a single exon. The record is from RefSeq and is a predicted model, not a curated record. Bases 213 to 2234 code for a protein of 673 amino acids.
CUCAAACAUUGUGUUGACACUCUCGACUCGCAUUGACAAGUCGAUCGUGCACAAUCUCGUCUUGACGGCUCCUGGCCCUCCACAAGCAGCAGUCCCCCUCCUUCUCGACCAUGAGAAUCAGUUGGCUGCAAAAUCACAUCUCUUGCGGGCAUGCAGGAGAUCAAUCACAACAAUAAUCCACGACUACGUCUCGAGUCUCGCCCCUCCUCACGAUGCCACCGGAUAAACAAACCAAAGCGAACUCGUCUAAACCAUUGACUCCCGCCCUCAGCUCCAACUUUCGAAAUGUCAAGACUCCUCUUACACCGAGACUCCCUGGGUCGACCGCUUCAUCACCUGCUUUGUCCUCCCGAAAAGAACCGUUUGUGAGAGCAAGGUCUCCCGGGAAGGUCGAUCAGACCACGACACCCUUGAAUAACAACGUCACCCCCAGGUCAGGAGUAAGGAAGUCAAGAUUCGGCACAGAGUCACCGUCGACUCCUGUUCCAGUCAGAGAAAAUAACAAUGGCUUUCAAGGAACACCAUCCCAAAGAUCCGAGGCUCCUAGGCCACUCCGAAAUCAAGCGCAAGGGCUGGGAAUCAGCAGCCCUAGAUUGACAGCAAGCACACCCUCUCUACCGAAAGUUGGGGCCCCUGUCGUUACGGUCCAUAGAAGAGCGUCUGGGGCUAAGAGUAUGGUCGACAACAACAACAACAACAACAAAGACAAUUCUUCCAAGUUCUUUCAUGCAGACGAAGCAAGGUCUGUUGUAGGAUCGUCAAGGAUUGAUGAAGGCUCACGCUUUCCGCCUCCACGAGGCCCUUUUGUCGCAAGCAAUAUGCCCACACAGGUGCCGCAAGAGAGUGCUAAGAACGACCCAGACGAUAAGUUCUUCAGAGCCAACGACAUCCACCAAAUACCCACAAAUAAACCGCCUACUCCGGUGCUUACAUCUACAUCUACAAUACAAGGAUUGGACAGUAAACGGUCUGUAAAUUCCACAAGUCCACCGCAAUCUCCAAAACGAGCGUAUAAAAUAUCACAACCCUCUUCACCGCGAAAGAUGCAGAUGGGAACAACACCUUCACCACCGGGGCCCGUUCGUACGACGAUUGAAAGGCCAAAGAGUACUGCUGGCGGUGCAGUUGCUAGCACGUUGGAUUCGCCGUUGAUCCAUCGCAAGUCUAUCAGUGCAAGUUCAGCAACUAUGUCAAGUGAGAACAGACCUGGUGGAAUCCGGACCCAACCUCCCCAACCCCUGGACUUGGGAAUCACGCCGGGCCUUUCUCCGCGUAUAUCAGGCAACAAUACACUUUCGCCGGAAGCGUUGAGUCCGCGCUCGUUUAGCCUGGCCUCUUCUAACACGAUACCAACAUCCGUCACAAGCGAUACCGACAUCUCCGAGAUGGUCAAACCACCAUCCAGACCUGUCAGCACUGGGGACAUCGCAGGUGACCAGGUUACAUCACCUGUGCAGCCUCAGCAUGACGAUGCAUCCAAUGCACGACGCGAACGAAAAGUCCUGGAUCUUGAAAUAUCCAAUUCGUCACUCCUCGCAAUUAACAAGACGCUGGAACGGGAGUUACGAAAACAAAAUGGUGAAUUGAGGAGGUAUAGACGUCUCUCUCGCUCUGGCCGAUUAUCCCUUGCUACCGUGAGGAAAGCAUCCGGUCAAUCUGCCUUCAGUUUAGGUACCGUCGCAGAAGAUGACGUUGAUGCCGACCAAAUGUCCGAUCUUGAAGACGAGAGCGACUUUGACGACAUGGAUGAUGAAGACGAUUCGCUGAUCUCGGAUGGCUCGGGAUCCCUGACGAAUGCAUCGGCAAGAUCACGGCAACGAGCAAGAGACGAAAAGCGGCUGAUGCAAGAUCUCAGCCGACAUCAACAACUUCUGGCCGAAUCGCAACAACUGAGCUCCACCAUCAGACGGUGCACGACCAUGACCGACGAGCUAAUUCGAGCAGGUAACAAGGCCUUGGACUAUCGAGUUGGAAUAGGUGAUGUCAAGCUUGGAGGCCGAGUCUUGAACGACGAAGAACUUGACGAGAGAGGGUUCGCCGAUGGCUCGGAAGAACCAGAGGCCAGACAAGGGCUGUUGAGCCCCGGCCUUGCAAAAGCGAAAUUGGAAGAGUCACCAUUUCGGACCGACGAUCCUCCUCCUUUGUUUCCCACCACCACACAGUCGGGCAUUGCAUCACUUGAGGAGGUCACUGCGCUCCUGGAGUCCUUCUCUCCCGUCUUGAGAGGCGAGUAAAGAAGACCUUGGAGACUUUGAGAUUUGAACUUUGGACAUUCGAUAUCUUUUUUGCUCUUGACGAAACGUGACGAAAUUGAAACCGAUGGCGUUGGUGAUCGGUUGUUGGAGCCUUUUUGCAGAAUUGUGUCCUUUUUUGGCGUUUGGUUUUGAUUUUAGAAAUCAUACGCAUUCAAAGACGGUGUUGAUACGGGGAGUUAUAUGAGGAGGGAGCGUUUUCGACAUUCUGGAUAGGUGAUACCCAGCAUAGCGAGGGAGACUAUUGAAAUUUUUCUUUUGUUUUUGGUGCUUCUUUUUAAUUUCCUCCCUUCCCCUAAAAAGGGGGGGCGGCGCCAAAGACGCGCAAUCUUUUACAAAGUACGGAAACGGAAACCUAUUCGAGGUAUACAGGGAUUGGAGGGCAAGAUGAAGCAGACAGAGAAGAAGAAGAAAGACAAGUCAAUACAAGCAUUACCGUGUCUACCAAAAGAGUAAAGAGAGACGCAAGAGUCACAAGAAGGAUUGGAGAGUACUUUAGGUACAUAUACGGAAUACAAAUUCCACUCAUCGCCACUUUUAUGAACAAAACAAGACACAAUGAUCAUC